Molecule: messenger RNA, 957 nt
Organism: Diaporthe batatas
Lineage: Eukaryota; Fungi; Ascomycota; Sordariomycetes; Diaporthales; Diaporthaceae
Exons: 2
Coding region: 1-957 (318 amino acids)
Source: RefSeq, a predicted model, not a curated record
AUGCCUGACUCUUCAACCCAAUCUACCCAGUCCCCGACAUACCUGGCCAACUAUACGGACUUUGGUGGCAGGAUCAAUGAGGCCAAGAUAGCCUCGUACAUGUGGUACAUCCACGUGACGGUGCGGGUGAACGCAGCAGACCGCCUGCGACACAGCCUCGCCUCCCUCCUGGGACGAGCAACGACCACGCCAACUCCACUUUCGCCUUCAUACUCGGCACCGUUCGGCUUCACUCACGUAAAUAUCGCCGACAGCGGGAACGGAGGCAGCAGGAAACUCUUCAACGAAGGUUACGUCGCUAGCGAAGCAGACAGGAUAGACGACCUUGUCGACUAUUUCGUCCUUGACCACUUUUCCCAAGAAAUGCUGGAAAAACUUGUCAACACAGCGCCCAUCGAGGAGUACGCGCGAGGCUACGAGCAGGCGCUGGCCGGUAUCCCCGCGCCCUUCCGCGAGGAAUUCUGCCGCCGGCUGUUUGGCCUCCUCUUCAGCAAGUACAUCGUGGAGUGGCCCCAAGGCAUCGCCGUCCCGGAGGCGACUCCGGGGUCGAUUGCGGCCGCCACCGAGGCUGCGGCUGCCACCAGCACUGGAUCCGAGACCGUCGCCGCGAGCACUAGCUCUGGCACCGACGUGAGUGAGCAUGGGGGCAGCCCGGUCCAAACCCCUCGUGAGGAGGAGGAAGACGACGAGGAAGACGGGCACAAAACCCGCAUGGACCAGAUAAUCUCCAGCAUGGAGGUACUUUUGUCCGACGAUAAGGCCGAAGAGGAGGACUAUUUUACCUGCAACAACAACAGUGUUGUGGACGGCGAGAGAUACAAGUACCCCUCCAACACCGAGCCGAAGAGCCCAGAUAAUCAGUCCACCCUCGGGCCCGCCAGCCCCCUGCCAGACCUGCCCUCCCCGGGGUACAACCCAGAGCUGGCCAAGGCCGCCUACUUCGGCACACCCAGCUGA